Condylostylus longicornis is the source of this 1452-nucleotide messenger RNA. RefSeq lists its product as uncharacterized. Gene Ontology annotation, molecular function: oxidoreductase activity, acting on the aldehyde or oxo group of donors, NAD or NADP as acceptor. Lineage: Eukaryota; Metazoa; Arthropoda; Insecta; Diptera; Dolichopodidae. The transcript has 2 exons. The coding region runs from base 137 to 1312 and encodes 391 amino acids. The record is from RefSeq and is a predicted model, not a curated record.
GUUGUCAGUCUGCUUUCUAACGACAUUUGCAAAAGCAAAAACAUUAAUUAAGCUGGUUUGUAAAUUAAGGCCGUAUAAUAUUGAGAUUUCUCUCCUACUUGUAAUUUUCACAUCACGUUAAAGGAAUUUGCUUGUUAUGUCUAACGAUACCGAAAGUACAAAUAAAAUAAGCGAAGAAAACCUUAACAAGUUAUCUUACAGCAAAAUGGACGUUAAUGGGACAGAGCUCAACGAUGGGAAGUUCAGUAAUGUUAUUACUGCUUUCAAUUUUGAAAUAACCAAAAUUCCAAUCGAAGAAGUAUACAAAAGGAUCAAGAGUAAUAUUGAUAAACUUGCGCUUAUAGAAUCCCAUGAAAAUUGUGUGCCAUUUCAUUUGGCAAAAAGAUAUAUAGAACAAUCUAUGCAUUUAAAAGAUCCUCAAUCAAAAGAUUUUUUAAAGUCCAAAGAUUAUGAGAUGAUUGAAGCUACAUGGAUGUUUAGAAUUUCUGAUGUGCUAGAAAAAAUCUUUUUGAAUUAUAUAUUAAAUAACGAUAAUAUUAUUCUUCAUGUAACCAAAAAUCGAGAAAAAUUUAUUAAUACUUUGUUCAAUGAAAUUCUAAAAGUUGAAGCACCAGUGAAAAUUGAACAAAAAGAUGGGGUAAAUCAACUAGCGUUGGAUAUUUGGCAAAAAGGUAUGAUAGUUUUUAGAGGGUCUGAUUUAAAUGCAGCAGUGCAAGAAGUUCUAGAUGCAUUCGAUGAUCCAUUAACGGGCGCUGAACUUCAAAGUAUCUAUAUUCAAGAAAGUUGUUCAGAGGAAUUUACAGAAAUAUUAAAAGGAAAGCUACGAUCAUACCCAGAAGAACUUUUAAGGGACAAAUUUUUCUUAAAGGAAUAUAAAAAUAACAUCGAAAUUGUAAAAGGACUAAAUGCUAAAUUGUUGACUUCUGAAGGUAACGAAUUGAGCAAUAAAGUUAUUCCAACGAUUAUAUAUGAUGUUGCAAGAAAACAUUUUCAGGAAAAUAUCUUAACACCAAUAAUAACUUUACAUAUUUUUAGAACAGUUAAAGACGUUGUUUCCCUUCUAGAAGGGGAGCGUAAUUUAUCUAUUUGGUGUUCAAAUACAUCUGUGGCAUUUGAAAUUGUUCGAAAGAGUAAAACAAGUUUGUUCCAACUCAAUUGCUAUGACGUAACUUUUCCUAUUGACUUAAAGUUGAAUUGUGGAAGUGAUAGUAAAGUCAUAAUGGACGAUGAAUACCAUUAUGAGUUCUUCACUGAAGCAAACGGACAAAAGAAAUUUGUUGUUUAUCCAUACGGAGCAACAUUUUCUAAUUAAGUGUCCAAUUAAUUUUUUAUAUCAGUAAAUGUGAAUUUAAAGUCUGAACAAUUGCAUUUAUCUUUCAGUAAAUGUGGUUUCCAAUACAUUUUAAAAUUUAUAAAUUUUCUGACUGAAAAUAAAGUAACAUUCUGAGCGAA